AUGGCUCAAGUAGCCUAUAUUCUACCAAUCGAUUUUCCUAUGCGUCCAAAACUAAUGCUAUUAGAUAUACUUGCUGAUCCUGAUUUGAAACAAGUUCAAACUUCAACUCAUAAAUCUUCAUCUAGAAAAAUUUCCGUUAAUGCAACUGUCACAAACCCCUCUUGUGAUUUGGUUAUAUCAAGUGCUCUAAGACACCAAUAUGCAUGCUUCAAGGAAACAAUCGCUUUCAUAACUCAACAACUUAAAGAGUUAGAAAAAAUUAAAUUAAAAAUAGUUAAUGAUAUUAUUGAUGUUAAAACUACGCCAAUUUUAUACUUAAAUACACCAAAUUAUGAUGACUUCAUUGAAAUAAUCUCAGAUAAUACUUUAAAUAGUGCAUCAUACAAUAGGCAGCUUGACUUACAAUAA
Messenger RNA from Trichoplax adhaerens, 408 nucleotides. RefSeq lists its product as uncharacterized. Lineage: Eukaryota; Metazoa; Placozoa; Uniplacotomia; Trichoplacea; Trichoplacidae. The transcript has 5 exons. Bases 1 to 408 code for a protein of 135 amino acids. The record is from RefSeq and is a predicted model, not a curated record.